Dentiscutata heterogama is the source of this 1920-nucleotide messenger RNA. Lineage: Eukaryota; Fungi; Glomeromycota; Glomeromycetes; Diversisporales; Gigasporaceae. The record is from the annotation of a GenBank genome assembly.
AGCAUGGUAAAGGUUUCGAAAUCUCUCAAACCUACGUUGGAUUUUCGACGUUCUGUUUCAAAGGAUAAAAUAUCAACACCUAUAGCGACGAAAGCUCCUCCUGCUUCUAUUUUGCCCCCUAAAAAAGUAAUUAAGGCGUUAUAUGAUUAUACGGCUAACGGUCAAAAUGAACUGUCUUUCUCUAAAGGUGAUUUCUUUCACGUCGUUGGUAACGAAAAUGAUCCAAAUUGGUAUGACGCAUGUAAUCCUGCAACUAAUGUACGAGGAUUGGUUCCUGUUUCGUAUUUUCAAGUAUUAGAAAAAAGUGGUCGAUCUAUUGCUGAUGAUAAAGCUGAUUCUGGUAAUAUAGAUGUACAAAAACCCCAACCUUUAUACGGUAUUGUUCUUUAUGACUUUGUUGCAGAACGACCUGAUGAAUUAGAUGCUAAGGCUGGUGAACCUAUCAUUGUAAUUGCUCAAUCAAAUCAUGAAUGGUUUGUUGCUAAACCUAUAGGUAGGCUGGGUGGUCCAGGUUUAAUCCCUGUAGCUUUUAUUGAGAUUAGAGAUCACGCAACUGGUAGAGCUAUUGAUAACAUUCAAGAAUUAAUGGACAAAUCUAUUGUUCCAAAAGUGGAAGAAUGGAAAAAAAUGACUAAAGAUUAUCAAGAAAAUAGUAUUUCAUUGGGUCGUUUAGAUUCAAAAUUAGCACCUAUUGGAAUAGAUCCAAAACUCGCUCCUAUGGCUUUAGUUGAUCAACAAUUAGCUCCUGCAUCUUUAGAUUAUGAUCCAAAACUUGCUCCUGUAUCUUUAGAUUAUGAUCAAAACUCUGCUUCUGUACCUCCUGAUUAUGAUCAAAAACUUGCUCCUGUACAAUCUAACUAUGAUCAAAAACUCGCACCUGUGUCUUUUGAUAAUAAUAAUUCAGAUUCUCCUGGAUUACAUGAUUCUGCUCCUCUCGAAUAUUAUGAUUAUUCUCAAGAAGAACCUUUUGAAACUUCUGACACAUUACCAAAUAAUUCUGAUCAACAAUUUAACAACUAUGAUUCUGGUACCGUUCCUAAUGAUGAAGAUAUAAUUUCUGCAUCAGUUGAAUCUUUUCAUUAUGAAGAUGGUCGAUAUUGGUUCUUGGUUCGCGUUGAAUUAUUUUCCGGUUGUUUUCGUCUUUUAUAUCGAUUAUAUGAAGAUUUUUACGAAUUUCAAAUCACUCUCCUUGAUAAAUUUCCUGUUGAAGCUGGUAGAAAUGGUGAUCAACGUAUUCUACCUUUUAUGCCUGGCCCGCUCUCUUAUGUUAACGAUGUUAUUACUGCGCAAAGACGUGCUGAUUUAGAUGUUUAUGUUAAAGAAUUAUUGAGACUACCCUCUUAUAUUUUAAAAGAUCCUUUAUUAGACCAAUUAUUUGGUUUACGAGAUGGCGAUAUCGAAACUCCAAGUGAUCCUAGACAACCUACAAAUGGAGAUCCUUCAAUGGAUCCUUCUUCUGAUGAUCCAUUACCCCCGAUGUUAACUUAUCCUGUUAAUCAUUCUCCUGUUACUCCUCAACAAACAAAAAAAUUACCACCUCUAAGCGGAGGUGGUUAUAAUAAACAUAAUACAUCUACAUCUUCGACUGGUCAAUCUUUUAUCAAAUCAUCACGUGUUCAUGAUGAAUCCUCUAAUAAUUCACUCCUUUUUUCACCGACUGCUAUAAGUCCACAAUCCGACGGUAAACAAACAUUUAUGAAAAUUAAGAUAUCAUUCAAAGAUGAUAAGAUUGCAAUUCGAGUGCCAUCAGACGUUAAUUUUGCACAACUCCGAGAGAAAAUAUGUGAUCGUCUAGGAGAACGUGUAUCGAGUUUAUCAUAUAGAGAUGAAAGGACUAACGAAAUUAAUCCGAUCGAAGAUGAUGAUGAUCUUAACAAUGCAUUGGAUUCUUGUCCAAAAUUACUUAUUUAUGCUGCAUGA